AUGGCGCUGGCCGAGCUCUACACGCAGGUGAGCGGGGCACGGGGGGCAGCGGGGCGGGUCGGCCGUGCCGAGCCCCGGCGGGAGCGGAUCGCGCUCUGUCGGGACCGCCUGUGGCUGUCCGCGCUGGCUGACUGGGAUCAUCCCACAGGUCCCAGGUACAAUAGGGUUUGGAUCCCUGAUAAUGAAGAAGUUUGGCAGUCUGCAGAAAUCACAAAAAACUACAAAGCUGGAGACCGUUCUCUCCAUGUGCAAUUAGAAGAUGGAACUGAACUGAAUUACCCUGUUGAUCCAGCUGCUUUGCCACCCCUACGAAAUCCUGACAUACUUGUUGGUGAAAAUGAUCUCACUGCACUCAGUUAUCUCCAUGAACCAGCUGUUCUACACAAUCUCAAAGUUCGUUUUGUGGAGUCCAAACUUAUCUACACAUAUAGUGGAAUAAUUUUGGUUGCAAUAAACCCCUAUAAAGAGUUGCCAAUAUAUGGAGAUGCUAUUAUCCAUGCAUAUAGUGGGCAAAACAUGGGGGACAUGGAUCCACAUAUAUUUGCUGUGGCAGAAGAAGCAUACAAGCAAAUGGCAAGAAAUAACAAAAAUCAGUCCAUUAUAGUCAGCGGGGAAUCAGGAGCUGGAAAGACUGUGUCUGCAAGAUACACUAUGAGGUACUUUGCCACUGUGAGCAAGUCAAGCAGCAAUGCACACGUGGAGGAUAAAGUAUUGGCAUCCAAUCCAAUAACUGAGGCUGUUGGCAAUGCAAAAACCACACGGAAUGAUAAUAGCAGUAGAUUUGGAAAAUACACUGAAAUCAGUUUUGAUCAGAGUUACCAAAUCAUUGGAGCUAACAUGAGAACAUACCUGCUUGAGAAAUCCAGAGUUGUCUUUCAGUCAGAGAAUGAGAGAAACUACCAUAUAUUUUAUCAGUUGUGUGCAUCUGCUAUGCAGCCUGAAUAUAAACAUCUUAAAUUGGGAAGCGCAGAAGAAUUUAACUACACACGGAUGGGUGGCAGCACUGUAAUAGAAGGAGUUGAUGACAGAGCAAAUAUGGUGGAAACUCAGAAGACAUUUGCCUUACUGGGUCUGAAUGGGGAUUUUCAGAUGGAUGUUUUUAAAAUGCUGGCAGCAAUCCUACACUUGGGCAACGUGGAAAUAGCAGCUGCUGGAGAUGAAAGGUCAUCCAUCAGUAUGGAAGAUAAACAUCUCAGUAUAUUCUGUGAACUUCUGGAUUUAAACUGUGACAAAAUGUCCCGAUGGUUGUGCCACCGAAAGAUUAUCACAACCUCAGAGACUGUAAUAAAGCCAAUGACAAGAGCUCAGGCUGUUAAUGCAAGGGAUGCUCUGGCAAAGAAGAUCUACUCUCAUUUAUUUGACUUUAUUGUGGAAAGAAUUAACCAAGCUUUGCAGUUCUCUGGCAAGCAACAUACUUUUAUUGGUGUUUUGGACAUUUAUGGAUUUGAAACAUUUGAUGUGAACAGUUUUGAACAAUUUUGUAUCAAUUAUGCUAAUGAAAAGCUACAGCAGCAAUUUAACCUGCAUGUCUUUAAACUUGAACAAGAAGAAUAUAUGAAGGAAGAUAUCCCAUGGACUUUAAUAGACUUCUAUGACAACCAGCCUGUCAUUGACCUUAUUGAAGCUAAAAUGGGAAUUUUAGAACUUCUGGAUGAAGAGUGCUUGUUACCUCAUGGAAAAGAUGAAAACUGGCUUCAAAAGCUGUAUAAUAAUUUUGUCAUUAAAAAUGCACUCUUUGAAAAGCCAAGGAUGUCAAACACGUCUUUCAUCAUUCAACACUUUGCUGAUAAGGUAGAAUAUAAAUGUGAAGGAUUUCUGGAAAAAAACAGAGAUACAGUACAUGAAGUAUUGAUUGAAAUCUUGAAAGAGAGCAAGUUUCAUCUGUGUGCAAAUUUUUUUCAAGACAAUCCAGUGUCCGUUUCACCUUUCAGUUCAACUAUAAACAUCAAAUCUGCAAGACCUGUUCUCAAGUCACCCAACAAACAGCUCCGGACAACCGUUGGCAGUAAGUUCCGGAAUUCUUUGUCUUUGCUUAUGGUGACACUCAAUGCAACCACCCCUCAUUAUGUACGGUGCAUAAAGCCAAAUGAUGAGAAGUUGCCUUUUGAGUUUGAUUCAAAAAGAGUUACUCAGCAGCUACGAGCCUGUGGUGUUUUGGAAACUAUUCGAAUUAGUGCACAGAGCUAUCCAUCCAGGUGGACUUACAUUGAGUUUUUCAGCCGUUACAGCAUUCUUAUGACACAGCAGGAGCUCUCCAUCAAUGACAAGAAGCAGAUUUGCAAGAUUGUUUUGCAGCGGCUAAUCCAGGAUCAUAACCAGUAUCAGUUUGGGAGAACAAAAAUUUUUUUCAGAGCAGGACAGGUUGCUUACUUAGAAAAACUGCGAUCAGAUAAGCUGAGACAUGCAUGCAUCAUGAUCCAAAAGAGUAUUCGAGGCUGGCUGCAGAGGAAGAAAUACCUUCACACGAAGCAAGCAGCUGUCACCAUCCAGCAGUAUUUCCGGGGGCAGCGGACAGUACGGCAAGCUAUAACUGCAAGAAAUCUGAAGCAAACGUGGGCAGCUAUAACGAUUCAGAAAUACUGUCGGGGUUACCUGGUCCGUAGACUUUGCCAGCUCAUCCAUGUGGCUACUGUAACAAUACAAGCUUAUACAAGAGGAUUUCUAGCAAGAAAAAAAUAUCAGAAGAUGCGUGAAGAACAGAAGGCUGUGGUCCUUCAGAAAUACGCCCGUGCGUGGCUUGCCAGGCGCAGGUUCCAGAAUAUUCGGCGCUUUGUGUUGAAUAUCCAGCUCUCAUACAGAGUGCAGCAACUGCAGAAGAAGAUAGAGGAACAGAGUAGAGAAAAUCAUGGUUUGCUGGAACGAUUGACCAAUUUGGCUUCAGCUCAUAUGAGUGACACGGACACAAUUCAGAAACUCGAAGCAGAUCUCGAAAAGUUAACUGCUCAAAAGAGAACAUACGAAGAGAAAGGGAAAAAGUAUAAAGAGGACAGUGAACAGAAAAUCUUAAAACUUGAGAAUCGGAAUAAAGAAUUGCAAGAACAGAAAGAGACCUUAGAAAUAAAGCUCCAAGAAAAAACUGAGGAAAUGAAAGAGAAAAUGGAUGACCUCACAAAGCAACUCUUCAAUGAUGUACAAAAAGAAGAAAAACAGCGAAUGAUACUUGAGAAAAACUUCCAAAAUCAGAAGCAGGACUAUGAAAAGGAGAUUGAAUUGCUCAAGGGAGAAAUUAAGAUUCUGAAAGAAGAAAAAACUCAGCUGCAACAUCAAAUUCAGCAAGAAAGUGUCAUUCAGGAUGGCUUGAAAAUGGAAGUAGGACAGCUUACAAAACAAGCACAGAAAAUACCUGAGUUACAAAAGGAAAUCGAGCUGCUACAGACGCAAAAAUUGGAUGUGGAAAAGCAGGCCCACUCACAGAAGCGAGAAUUGAGGGAAAAGAUGUCAGAAAUUACAAAGCAGCUUCUUGAAAGUUAUGAUUUUGAAGAUGUGAGAAGCAGACUCUCUGCGGAGGAUUUGGAACACUUAAAUGAGGAUGGAGAACUGUGGUUUGCUUACGAGGGCUUGAAAAAAGCUACAAGAGUAUUGGAAAGUCAUUUCCAGUCUCAGAAAGAAAUAUAUGAGAAGGAGAUUGAAGGUUUGAACUUUAAAGUUGAACACCUUAGUCAAGAUAUUAAUCAUCUACAAAAAUUAUUCCGGGAGGAAAAUGACAUAAAUGAUGGUAUUCGACUUGAAGUUAGCAGGCUGACUUCAGAAAACCUGGUGAUCCCAGAUCUUAAACAGCAAGUUUCUGAACUUGAAAAUCAAAAAUUAGAUCUUGAAAACCGUCUUCAAGAGCAGACUGAAAAGUUGAAAGAGAUGUCUAAUCGGCUGCAUUAUGAGCUAGAAGGGACUAGAACACAAAGACGAACUAAUGAGGCUCAGAAUGAAGUGGAGAUAAAACAAAAAGAGACUCUGAAGGGCACAGCCCAAGAAAUUGAGGGUCUGAGCAAUGGUUUGGUGCAAGAUGAAGUCCAGGAUGAAGUACAAAGCAAGAUAAAACAAGUGACAACUCGAUUCCAUGUGGAAAACAUGGAUCUUGAAGAAAAAUUAGACAUGAAAGAUAGAAUAAUAAAAAAAUUGGAGGAUCAGAUCAAAACUCUUACCAAAACUCUUGAAAAAGCUGAAGCUCAUGUGCCAACUUCGUCCAAAGAGUACAUUGGAAUGAUGGAGUACAAAAAAGAGGAUGAAGAAAGGAUCAUUCAAAAUCUGAUCCUUGAUUUAAAGCCACGUGGAGUUGUAGUUAAUAUGAUACCUGGCCUGCCAGCUCACAUCCUAUUCAUGUGUGUGAGGUAUGCAGAUUAUCUGAAUGAUGCUGACAUGCUGAAGUCUUUCAUGAAUGUAACCAUUGAUGGUAUCAAACAAGUUGUUAAGGAACAUUCAGAAGACUUUGAGAUGUUGUCCUUUUGGCUUUCCAAUACAUAUUAUUUCCUUAACUGUUUAAAACAGUACAGUGGGGAAGAGGAAUUUAUGAAGUGUAACACUCCACGUCAGAAUAAGAACUGUUUGAAGCAUUUUGAUCUCUCAGAAUACAGACAAAUUCUUAGUGAUUUGGCCAUUCGAAUAUACCACCAGUUCAUUCUUGUCAUGGAGAACAACAUUCAGCCCAUGAUUGUACCAGGCAUGCUGGAAUAUGAAAGUCUUCAGGGAAUUUCUGGCUUGAAACCUACAGGGUUCCGUAAACGUUCUUCUAGUAUAGAUGACACGGAUACCUACACAAUGACCUCUAUCUUGCAACAGCUCAGCUAUUUUUAUAGCACUAUGUGUCAGAAUGGCUUGGACUCUGAGCUUCUAAAGCAGGCAGUGAAGCAGCUUUUCUUUCUAAUUGGAGCUGUCACCCUCAAUAGUCUCUUCCUCCGCAAGGACAUGUGCUCAUGUAGAAAAGGAAUGCAGAUAAGAUGUAAUAUCAGCUACUUGGAAGAAUGGCUUAAGGACAAGAAUCUUCAAAGCAGCAAUGCCAAAGAAACUUUGGAGCCACUAUCUCAAGCAGCCUGGCUCCUUCAGGUUAAAAAGAUCACAGAUGAUGAUGCCAAGGAAAUAUGUGAGCACUGCACAUCUCUCUCUACUGUGCAGAUAGUUAAGAUCCUCAACUCAUACACUCCGAUAGACGACUUUGAGAAAAGAGUGACUCCAUCAUUUGUUCGUAAAGUCCAGGCUAUGCUAAACAACCGUGAGGAGGUUCCACAGUUGAUGCUCGAUACCAAGUAUCUCUUUCAAGUGACGUUUCCUUUCACCCCCUCUCCACAUGCCUUGGAAAUGAUACAAGUCCCCAGCAGCUUCAAACUUGGCUUUCUCACAAGGGUUUAAUAAAAGCAAUGAAUUGAUGUUUCCUCAGAGACUGUGUGAAGACAUGCAGACUUUCAUGGUUCAUUUCACCUGCUGGUGGAUAGUAUGGCAGCUUGCAGUGAAUUAAACUGUUAGAGACUUCUUCUUCAGUCAAGACUUAAACAGUAGGAAUAAUUUUGGCUUGUUAUUUCCUUCUCUCUGUUCUUACUCUUUUCCCUCCAUUUCAGUCCUACAGUGAUGACUUUAUAUCAUCAACUGGACACAAAGCUUACCACACAGUUUUUUAGUCCAAACCUGACAAGAAAAGCAUUUAUCUGACCGGUUUGUAUUGCUGCCCUGUCAGCACCAGUCAGAGGGGAAGACUGCCAUGUGAUAGAUGUUACUGCUGUACAAUUUUCCUUGUCUUUGCUUCCUGUAACAAGAGGGUUUUUUUCUUCCCAAGGUAAUUCUAUUCUUUGCCUUGAUAUACUGGAUCUGUUUGAGAGUAGCUUUCAUCUUCACUUCUUAUAUCCUUAUUUCUUUCACUACAAAAGUAGUCUUUCACAACAGUUCUUCCAGAAGACUACAUUGAAACUGGGGAACAGAGAUCAAUCCAAGAGAAUUGCUGUUUACAAACCCACAUUGUCUUUUCGUGGGCAUGCUGGCUAGGCUCCCUCUGCUUGCAUUGCAGCCUGGGGACUCUGCACAGAUCUUUGGCCAAAGCAAGGACUCGAGUGCUCUUCUUCAAGACAGGUUUCAGUUUUGUUCUCUGCAGUGACAAGUUUGGAUUUAAUAUGAGUUAUUGUAAUGGAAAAGUCAGAUAUAAAGUUCAUGUUUUGAUCCAGGUUUGAAUUAUAAGCUUGGUUCUCUAAAAGACAGGAGUCAUCUCCUGGUUUGGUUCCAUCUAUAGUGCAGUGUAUUUCAGAAUAUACACUGAGUACGCACAUGUGCACAUCACCUUUCUCCUUUUCUCUUUUUGCUGGUUUCCCUCCUCCAGUCCAGAGACUGAAUAGGAGCAGAUGCAGUUACUGUGGUCUGCUGUUACUGAUAAACCAAGCCUAAUUCCUUACAUUUCAUCUUUAUUUAUUUCUUUUCAAUUUCAGGAUCCUUAAAAGCAGUAGUCGUCUCCUUUUUGCUUUGUUCAGUCUUCUCCGUGUAAUCAGGGAGUAAAAGUAAUUUUAUUUAGUUCUGGACUCUGUCAGAACAACUGGGGAAACAGCAUUCACCUCACCACAAUGAUAACUAUCCUUAGAAAUUCCUCAGUAAAUAAUGCUGGUUUUCUAAACUACUUUAUUAGACGUAGUUAUUAAAAUCAAGUACUAAAGCUUUGAAAUAUUUGAUGGACUCUAAUUGAGUUAAUUUAAAUAUUGCAGGAAAGAACAAUUGAUUUUAUUUUUAUUAUUGUUAUACAGUGUUAGUACUACUUGUUUAAUUUCACAGAACAAUCUGUAAAUAUAAAGAAGGAAUCAUUCUUGCUAUUUAGUGUUCUUGGUGUUUACUAUGUACAGUGUAAUACUCAUCAUGAUAUCCACAGACAUAUACUCAAAAUAUAUGAAGGAAAAAUUUUUUGGUUCGUUCAACCAAAGGAUGAACAAAGCUGUACAAAGGAUCACAUAUGUAGGUAGACUGGUAUUUUAGUGUGUUAAAUAAAGUAGCUUUUAAAUCACUUUGUAGUGCUCUGUGUGAAUGAACAGCUAUGUUCUCAGUAUGGAAUCAUUUGAAAGAAGUUACUUGGAACUAUGUGAACAUUAGUGAGUACAGUCAGUCUUGUAUUGCACCAUAACCAUUUAUUUAAUGGUCCAGUUGCUUUGCUGUAACAUUGUGUAUCUUCCUGUCAGCAUGGCAUGUUCUCCUUGGCUCCUCAGGAAUUUCUGGAAAUAUUUUAAUGCAAGCAACUUUUGUUGCUGUAAUUUGUGUAUAGCCUUUUUUUACAGUUACUGGAGAUGAAUGAAUGUUACCUGGGAUGAUGUGAGUAAAAUCACAGCCCACUCUUUCAGCCACAUCACACAGAAACAUCAAGGCAUAGAUGUC
Pipra filicauda (Wire-tailed manakin) is the source of this 7329-nucleotide messenger RNA. It is a transcript of the gene MYO5C, whose product is annotated as myosin VC. The transcript has 41 exons. Gene Ontology annotation, cellular component: cytoplasm; actin cytoskeleton; vesicle. Gene Ontology annotation, molecular function: ATP binding; microfilament motor activity; actin filament binding. The record is from RefSeq and is a predicted model, not a curated record. The coding region runs from base 1 to 5340 and encodes 1779 amino acids. Gene Ontology annotation, biological process: actin filament organization; vesicle transport along actin filament. Lineage: Eukaryota; Metazoa; Chordata; Aves; Passeriformes; Pipridae.